AUGGAGGAGCUGUCGCGGCCCCGGCGGUCCCGGCGACUUGCCGCCGCUGUCGUCGCCGUCGCCGGCGCCCUGGCCCUCGCCGCCGGCGUCGCCCUCUACGGCCCCGGCGCCGCCGCGGCGGCGUUGACGACGACCCUCACCGCCCUCGCGGACCCGCCGCCCUACGACGGCGGCAGCAAUAGUAACGCGGGCACGCCCAACGACCGGCCGGCGCCCGACGCCGCGUCCAAGACCUUCCAGAACAAGGUCAAGCUCGCCAAGAUGCUCGAGGCGGUGAACGUCGAGGGCCACUGCGAGAAGACGCCCUACGCGUUCUGCGAGUACGCGGGCUGCAAGGUGUUGAAGGCCGGCGGGCUCGCGAGCUGCUCCUGCGCGGCGGUCAUGGAGCAGAGCGUCUACCUGAACCUCAACCGCACGUCGGGCUUCGCGUCGUUCCUGCUGGCGCACAGCGACUACUUCGUCGACGCGGUCUCCCACUACGCGCGGGGCGAGUGGGGCGACAAGGAGCUCGUCGACCUCGUCUGCGACGCCAUGCGCACGCAGGAGUCGGACCACGCUCUCUUCCCGUCGCUGUCGCCGGACCUCAUCUCCUUCCCCCACUGGUCCGCGGACCGGAACCCCUACAAGGGGUUCGCCGACGACAAGGAGGCGACGUGCGAGAGCGGCGAGCUCGUCGUCGCGUCCUGCAUCGGCGCGCCCUGCUUCUUCGACUCGCGCGACUCCGUGGGCAACCUCAACGCGACGUGCUACUGCGCGACGCUGCCCUUCGCGUCGACGUCGAUCACGAUCCAGAGCUCCUUGGCGUCGACGAAGCGCUACGCGGACAAGGAGGCGCUCUGCGGCCUCUUCGACUCGGGCAAGUGCGCGCUGAACGCCGACGACGGCCUCCACGGCUGGUUCGGGUCCGCGGACCUCACGGCCGUCGACAAGCUCAACAUGAACCUGCUCGCCGUCGACGUCACGUCGAUCAGCCCCAUGAUCGCGCCGGAGGAGAACAUGUGCCGCGGCGCCUUCAAGGUCGUCGACUUCGACGGGUCCGUGACCACGUCCCGCGUCGUCAACAGCGAGCGGCCCUUCGACAAGGUCGACGGCGGCGACAGCUCCUAG
Molecule: messenger RNA, 1107 nt
Organism: Aureococcus anophagefferens
Lineage: Eukaryota; Pelagophyceae; Pelagomonadales; Pelagomonadaceae
Exons: 1
Coding region: 1-1107 (368 amino acids)
Source: RefSeq, a predicted model, not a curated record